AUGACAUCCGAUAAACAAAACAAUGGCUAUCCCGCCAAACCGUUCACGCCCACCCUCUCCGCAGCCUUUCACCGCAACAAGAAAGCUCCUUUGACCCCGAAGCUGGCCUCCCCGAGUCCUGGUCACCCCGCUACUCGUCGUCUCGCACAUCCUGAUCACCCCUAUUCUACACCCAUUAAAGAUGAGAUCACCGCCGUCCCUUCCACCUUCCUUAGCACCAAUGUCACCCCUCGAUCGGGCUCCCGUACGACUCGACGCGAUACAGCAUUUGCCUCGCCUACGAAUACCCCUCCUACUCCAUCCCCGCAGAUUCCAUACUCACAGCCCACCGUGGGCCUGGGACUCCAAGGAGCGCGGAGGACGGAGCGGAGCCCGGCUCGUGGGGUGAAACCAGAGCAGUCAAGGAGUCUGCGAGCCAAAACUUUGACUGCAGAGGGAUCGCAAGUCUCGCGUCCCAAUUCAUUCUCCGACAUGGCAGCCGCCUCCCCUAUGUUCUUCCAUGCAUCCGACGCACGAUCAACUGCUUCCUCCGAUUUGGAUACAUCCCGCCCUAGGCCAGGGCAGGCGCCGCUACAGGCACCAGCCCAGGGUAGGAUGUCUCCGGCCUCGAGCUUUAUGUAUGCAAACGGAGAUCAAGACCGGCAGGCUGCGGAUGACUCGUAUUUCUUGAGCACUGGCAAACGGCGGUCAGGGGGACUGCCUCGUCCUACACCUGCUAGAUCAGCUAUUUCUCCCUCCCCGCGUUUGAUGAAAUCCCCUCGACCAUCAGACGCUACAUCACCACUCGCCGAUGAUACACAUUCGCAACCCAGUCCAAACCCAGACAUGAGCUUUGACAAUAUUCUACAUCGUUUCGACUCUCCUCCGAGCAUCAUUCCCGAUAGACCACAACGCCCGUCUAUCGGCCGACAUACGAAAUCAAUAAGUAUUGAUUCGGCCAGCAACAUUUCAUUUUCGCAAGACAGUCUUCGUGCCAGUCCGAUUAUCGUAUCGAACAACUUGAACGACGGUACGACACCCGUGAUGUCUGAUCCAAUACCUACCCUUCGCCCUCGCAUCUUCAGCAACGGUUCUUCUGUCUCCACCAACCCACCUAUGUCGAUUCCUGUGAGCCCCGGGAAAUCCGAAGUUGGUGAAGGCGCCUUGAAUGCUCGCACGGAGCGCAAAAUUUUGGAUCUGGAGAUUAGCAACUCAUCACUGCUUGCCAUCAACCGAACUUUAGAGCGCGAAAUGCGGAACCAAAAGGCUGAGCUUCGACGAUUCCGACGCCUCAGCCGAUCUGGCCGUUUAUCCAUGGCACCUUCGGCCCGUUCGUUCUCCGGUACUGCACUGUCAACAACCAGUGAAAUGGAAGGAGUCAGCGAACUUUCAUCUAUCCGAUCUCAGGAUGACAUGUCUGAUUACAGCGACGAGGAUUCAAUAGCCGAUGAAGGCAUUCUGAGUCCAGGCUCGCUCGCAGAACAUGAUGCGAAACACCGAGCCCACGACGAGAAACGAUUUAUGGUCGACCUUGCCCGGCACCAGGAGCUUCUGGUUGAUAGUCAGAAAAUGAACCAGAGCCUUAAACGAUGCCUCGGCUGGACUGAAGAACUCAUCAAGGAAGGUCAGAAGGCCCUUGAAUAUAGUGUUCAUGUCCAGGACAUCGAAUUGGGCGGGCGGGUCUUGUCUCCUGAAGAACUCGGUGAGGUCGGCGAGAGUGGACGCGCACUGCUUAGCCCUUCUACCGAAUUUGCUGCUUUCCCUCCUCACGACACACCUUCCGAUUCCUUCUUUGACUUUGACGCAGCAACACUCCCUCUACCCUCGUCUCCAGGUGGGACUGAUUUAAUCUUCUAA
Molecule: messenger RNA, 1836 nt
Organism: Penicillium atrosanguineum
Lineage: Eukaryota; Fungi; Ascomycota; Eurotiomycetes; Eurotiales; Aspergillaceae
Exons: 1
Coding region: 1-1836 (611 amino acids)
Source: RefSeq, a predicted model, not a curated record